CCCAGAGAUGGGGGGCACCAAGAGGCUCCUCCUUUUUCCUCCUCGACAAUGGGGCAGUGGCGACGACUUGGUCCUCUUCUCCCAGGAACCUCUUCGCAGGGCCGGGCCUGGACCUCGCGUCCGGUCCGGGUAAUCGGGGGCUGUCAGGAGCUGAGAUUCCAGUCCACGCCUAGAUUCCCUUCAUGAAGUUAGAAUAGUCCCCUGGGAGCAGUGUAGUGCAGUAAACAGCAGAUGUUCACACCAGUAUUUGAAAGUUCCUACUGCCCGAGGUUCACUAGCUGGCCGGCUCUGUUCAGCGUGUUCGUAGGAGUGCCGGUGCAAUGAGACUGACCUGGCUGCAGGUAAACCAGUGAACGUAUCUGGAAGACAGAAUGUCUCCUGGUUCAUCUCUCCACUUAAGCUUUCCUUGCUUCCUUGGGAGAGGACUCGGGAUUCCCUUGCCCGCCCUGGGCUUCUUGGAAUCAGGCUUCUUUUUUGUUCAGGAGUCGGACAGCUGAGGCUCGCCAUUCCUGAGUGCAUUUGACACUGCCCCGUCCACCUCUCUGGAAAAUACUGACUUUUUGCAGAUCUGCAGAGGCGGUGGCGAUGCUGUCGGGCACCCAGGCAGCGCCCGCGGGAUUCGAGGACGCGGAGUUGCGGUGCCGCGUGGCUCUGGAGGAGCUGAGCCCGGGCGGGCAGCCGCGAAAGCGCCAGGCCUUACGCUUGGCGGAGCUGAGCCUGGGGCGGAAUGAGCGCCGCGAGUUGCUGCUGCGCCUGCAGGCGCCUGGGCGGGAGGGGCGGCCGCGCUGCUUCCCUCUGCGGGCCGCGCGUCUCUUCACGCGCUUCGCCGCGGCCGGACGCAGCACGCUGCGGCUCCCCACCGACGGCAUCCCCGGGGCAGGCGCUGUGCAGCUGCUGCUCUCCGACUGCCCCCCCGACCGCCUGCGACGCUUCCUGCGCACGCUGCGCCUCAAGCUGGCCGCGGCCCCCGGGCCCGGGCCGGCUUCCGCCCGGGCGCAGCUGCUGGGACCGCGGCCCCGCGACUUCGUCACCAUCAGCCCCGUGCAGCCCGAGGAGAUGCAGCGCGCGGUGGCCACCCGGGUUCCGCACGCCACGCCCGUGAAGCGGCCCGUGGAACCCCAGGCGGGAGCCGAGCCUGGCACUGAAGCCCCAAGAUGGCCCUUGCCUGUGAAGAGGCUGAGCUUGCCCCCAACAAAACCACAGCUUUCUAAGGAUCAGGCUGCUGUGCUAAGGGUUGUCCUGAAAGGCCAGAGCAUCUUCUUCACUGGGAGUGCAGGGACAGGGAAGUCUUAUCUGCUGAAGCGUAUCCUGGGCUUACUGCCUCCCACAGGUACUGUGGCUACUGCCAGCACUGGGGCGGCAGCCUGCCACAUCGGGGGUACCACGCUCCAUGCCUUUGCAGGCAUUGGCUCAGGCCAGGCUCCCCUAGCCCAGUGUGUGGCCCUGGCCCAGCGGCCAGCUGUGCGGCAAGGCUGGCUGAACUGCCAGCGGCUAGUCAUCGAUGAGAUCUCCAUGGUGGAGGCUGACCUGUUUGACAAGCUGGAAGCGGUGGCCAGAGCUAUCCGGCAACAGGACAAGCCUUUUGGAGGGAUCCAGCUCAUCAUCUGUGGGGACUUCCUACAACUGCCACCUGUAACCAAGGGCUCCCAGCCCCCGAAAUUCUGCUUUCAGGCCAAGAGCUGGAGAAGGUGUGUCCCAGUGACUCUGGAGCUGACCGAAGUGUGGAGGCAGGCAGACCAGAACUUCAUCUCUCUGCUGCAAGCUGUCAGGCUGGGAAGGUGCUCAGACGAAGUGACCCGCCAGCUCCAGGCCACAGCCUCCCACAAGGUGGGGCGAGAUGGGAUUGUGGCCACAAGGCUCUGCACUCACCAGGAUGACGUGGCCCUCACCAAUGAGAGGCGACUACAGGAACUACCAGGUGAGGUACACAGCUUUAAGGCCAUGGACAGCGACCCUGAGCAAGCUCGAACCCUGGAUGCCCAGUGUCCUGUUAGCCAGAUUCUUCAACUAAAGCUGGGUGCCCAGGUGAUGUUGGUAAAGAACUUAGCAGUGUCCCGGGGCCUGGUGAAUGGCGCCCGGGGCGUGGUCAUUGGGUUUGAGACUGAGGGGAGAGGGCUGCCCCGGGUGCGGUUCCUGUGCGGAGUCACUGAGGUCAUCCGCGCUGACCGCUGGACAGUGCAGGCCACUGGGGGCCAGCUCCUCAGCCGGCAGCAGCUGCCCCUCCAGCUGGCCUGGGCAAUAUCCAUCCAUAAGAGCCAGGGCAUGUCCCUGGACUGCGUGGAGAUCUCUUUGGGCCGUGUGUUUGCCAGUGGCCAGGCCUACGUGGCUCUUUCCCGGGCCCGAAGCCUGCAGGGCCUGCGCGUGCUGGACUUUGAUCCCAUGGUGGUUCGUUGUGAUCCCCGUGUGCUGAGCUUCUAUGCCGCCCUGCGGAAGGGUGGGGGCCUUGGCCUGAAGUCUCCAAAUGAUGAUGAGGCAGCCUCAGACCAGGAGAAUGAGGACCCAAACCUUUGAGCCUUAAAGAGAAGACAAAUGGUGGUCUCCCCUUCUACCUCCUCCCUAGUGGGCCAGGGCCCCUGGAGAUAACUGGGGGAGGAUAGCCAGUGUCUCUUUCUGCCUUCUGCAGGGCUCUCAACCUCCUGGCAGGGCACAAGGGAGAGCACUUUCCACCCAUUUGCCAGCUGUGCCUCAGUUUCUCUCCUUGUCCUGGGUGAGCUACUUCCAGGAAUAGGAGAAACCCUUUCUGAGCCAGUUGGGAAUGGGCCUAUGGUAGCACCUGGUGUUCUAGAACAAAGCUGUCUGUGAGGGCUGGCCCGGGGCCACGCGGUUGUGAAUGGUGCUUUCUUGGAGCUGCAGAGGGGAGAGGCAGUGAAGACAGGUACUCCAGGAGCAGAAAUAGGCUAUAGGAGCCCUGGACUGGGAGACUCUGGGCAAGUACAGGCCCCAAACAGAGAAGGGAACUGGGGUUAGUGUCCUAGGUAGGCCCAGGCUAGCACAGGCCAGGACAAACCCUUUCCUGAGCCUAACCUGAGAACACUCAAUGCAAACCAUGUGCCUGUAUCUUAAGCUCCUUUUUUGGAGAAGAAAUAGUAUUUAGGGGUAUUGAGAUGGAUAUUCUCAGAUUACAUUUAUUUAGGCCUAAUAAACUUGUGAGUUGUAUAAGGACUGUGAGUUGAGUCAUCUGCUCUCUUUAAGAAGGCAUCCCUGCCUGGGAGACGGGCUACACCUGUAGCCAGGGCCCUAUCCCCAUGGGUGCACACAAGGUGUUUGCUACAUCAUGACACCCUUAUGUGAGUUUUUGUUAGGAUCACUGGUUAUUUGGAAAGCUGAGUUACCCGAGAUUGGUGACUCACAAUGAAAUGACAAGGUGAAUCACUGUUGCCCAGGGGUCAGACAAGGAUACAGAAGAGAAUUCACAUGGCAGGAUAUGGACCUGUCACGACAUCUGAAUGCUGGGGUCUCGGUUGCAGCUUUUUCACUUUGUGCCUUGCUUGGGUGGGGCUCCAGCUUGAAUGUUGUGAUGGAGAAGGGAUCAUCAACAAACUAGCUUCAGAUGGGGCGCCUGGGUGGCUCAUUUGGUUAAGUGGCUGCCUUUGGCUCAGGUCAUGAUCCUAGGUUCCUGGAACUGAGCCCUGCAUUGGGCUCUCUGCUCAGUGGUAGUCUGCUU
Molecule: messenger RNA, 3664 nt
Organism: Lutra lutra (Eurasian river otter)
Lineage: Eukaryota; Metazoa; Chordata; Mammalia; Carnivora; Mustelidae
Gene: PIF1
Product: PIF1 5'-to-3' DNA helicase
Exons: 16
Coding region: 586-2511 (641 amino acids)
Biological process (GO): telomere maintenance; DNA repair
Molecular function (GO): DNA helicase activity
Source: RefSeq, a predicted model, not a curated record